This is a messenger RNA of Notothenia coriiceps (black rockcod), 2632 nucleotides long. RefSeq names its product kinesin-like protein KIF1A. Gene Ontology annotation, molecular function: ATP binding; microtubule motor activity; microtubule binding. Bases 17 to 2632 code for a protein of 871 amino acids. Gene Ontology annotation, biological process: microtubule-based movement. The record is from RefSeq and is a predicted model, not a curated record. The transcript has 25 exons. Lineage: Eukaryota; Metazoa; Chordata; Actinopteri; Perciformes; Nototheniidae.
UGUGGCUGCCACCAACAUGAAUGAGACAAGCAGCCGCUCUCAUGCCGUCUUUAACAUCAUAUUCACUCAGAAACGCCUCGAUGCUGAGACUGAUAACACCACUGAGAAGGUCAGCAAAAUCAGUCUGGUGGAUUUGGCUGGCAGUGAGAGGGCAGACUCUACUGGAGCCAAAGGGACCAGGCUGAAGGAAGGAGCAAAUAUCAAUAAAUCUCUCACUACACUGGGGAAAGUCAUCUCUGCUUUGGCAGAAGUGGACUCUGGGUCAAACAAAAACAAAAAGAAGAAGAAAGUGGAACACCACAUCCCCUAUAGAGACUCAGUUUUGACCUGGCUACUGAGAGAAAAUUUGGGGGGGAAUUCUCGUACUGCCAUGGUUGCUGCCCUGAGUCCAGCUGACAUCAAUUAUGACGAGACCCUCAGCACACUCAGGUAUGCAGACCGAGCCAAACAGAUUCGCUGCAACGCUGUGAUCAAUGAGGACCCCAACAACCGGCUGGUGCGCGAGCUGAAGGAGGAGGUGUUCCGCCUGAAAGACCUCCUCUGCUCCCAGGGCCUGGGGGACAUCAUCGACUCGUACCGAGCGUCUGGUGCUGACAUUGAGGGUUUGAAAUUGACCAAUGCCAUGACGGGGAUGAGUCCCUCUCCGUCUCUCUCAGUCCUUUCCAGCCGGGCCGGAUCCAUCGCCAGUCUGCACGACCGCAUCAUGUUCAGCCCGGGCAGCGAGGAGGCCAUCGAGAGGCUGAAGGAAACAGAGAAAAUCAUUGCUGAACUCAAUGAGACUUGGGAGGAGAAACUUCGCCGAACGGAGGCCAUCAGAAUGGAAAGAGAGGCCUUGCUGGCAGAAAUGGGUGUAGCAAUGCGAGAAGACGGAGGGACAGUGGGUGUGUUUUCUCCUAAGAAGACGCCUCAUCUGGUGAAUCUAAACGAGGAUCCUCUGAUGUCUGAGUGCCUGCUGUACUACAUUAAAGACGGGAUCACCAGGGUAGGUCGUGUAGACGCCAACAGUCGUCAGGAUAUAGUCCUCAGCGGACAUUUCAUCAAGGAUGAGCACUGCACCUUCACCAGUUCUACUGGUCCAAUGGGAGAGAUUGUCCUGGAGCCCUGUGAAGGAGCUGAGACUUAUGUCAACGGAAAGAGAGUGGCAGAGCCCACUGUCCUUAAAUCAGGAAAUCGAAUCAUCCUGGGGAAGAGCCAUGUGUUCCGGUUCAACCACCCUGAGCAGGCCAGGGCUGAGAGGGAGAGGACUCCGUGUGCAGAGACCCCCGCUGAGCCGGUGGACUGGGCCUUCGCUCAGAGGGAGCUGCUGGACAAACAGGGCAUCGACAUGAAACAGGAAAUGGAACAGAGGCUGCAGGAGCUGGAGGACCAGUAUCGUAAAGAAAGAGAGGAAACAAACAACCUCCUGGAGCAGCAAAGACUGGAUUAUGAGAGCAAGCUGGAGGCUCUUCAGAAGCAAGUGGACAGUUACUACCCAGAAACCCUUGAAGAUGAGGAGGAGCCAGAAGAGGAAGUGCAAUGGACAGAGAGGGAACUAGAGCUGGCUGUGUGGAGCUUCCGUAAGUGGCGCUGCUACCAGUUCACCUCUCUGAGGGACCUGCUGUGGGGGAACGCCAUCUUCCUGAAGGAGGCCAACGCCAUCAGUGUGGAGCUUAAGAAGAAGGUCCAGUUCCAGUUUGUGCUGCUCACAGACACCCUUUACUCCCCCCUGCCUCCAGACCUGCUGCCCCCAGAGGAAGCUAAGGACAUAGAGAAGAGACAGUUCCCACGCACCAUUCUGGCCGUGGAGGUGCAGGAUCAGAAAAAUGGAGCCACUCACUACUGGACAUUAGAAAAACUGAGGCAAAGACUGAACCUGAUGAGAGAAAUGUACGAUCGCGCUGCUGAUGUACCCAACAACACCACUGAAGACGGUGAAAAUGUGAUGACCGGAGGAGACCCCUUUUAUGACCGCUUCCCCUGGUUCCGUCUGGUUGGCAGAAACCCCAUUUUCAACACAUGCAUGAGCGAGCGCAUGAGUGACCCUACUCCAUCCCCGACCCUCUCCAACUCUGAAAUUACCGAGCUGGCUGAGCCGCAGAGGGAGGGUCGAGGGGAGAAGGAGGAGUUGGAAGAGUUGGAGGACCUGGACGAUGAUAUCUUUUUGGACGACCCGUGCUCGGAGCUCGGGGGAGAGGAUGAUGAUGAUGAUGAUGAUGAUGAUGGAUAUGAUGAUGAGAGAGAGCUCUGCCGUGGCUCCGGCGAAGGCCAGGAUCCCUUUUACGACCGCUCACCAUUAUUCAGUGUAGUGGGAAGGGCUUUUGUUUAUCUGAGCAACCUGCUGUAUCCAGUUCCUCUGGUCCACCGGGUGGCCAUCGUGAGUGAGAAGGGCGAGGUGAAGGGCUUCCUGCGAGUGGCGGUGCAGGCUAUAUCAGCUGACGAGGAAGCUCCAGACUACGGCUCAGGAGUGAGGCAGUCAGGCACUGCCAAAAUCUCCUUUGAGGAUAAGCAAUAUGAAAAGUUCCAGUCCGAGUCCUGCUCUGUGGGACUAUCCCACACAGGGGUUUCACAGGAGGAGCUCCGUAUUGUGGAGGGGGAGGGGCAGAUCGCAGAGCUGGGACCCUCAGCCGAUGAGGUCAACAAUAACACAUACUGA